Molecule: messenger RNA, 3573 nt
Organism: Bubalus bubalis (water buffalo)
Lineage: Eukaryota; Metazoa; Chordata; Mammalia; Artiodactyla; Bovidae
Gene: POMT2
Product: protein O-mannosyltransferase 2
Exons: 21
Coding region: 158-2680 (840 amino acids)
Biological process (GO): protein O-linked glycosylation via mannose
Cellular component (GO): membrane; endoplasmic reticulum
Molecular function (GO): dolichyl-phosphate-mannose-protein mannosyltransferase activity
Source: RefSeq, a predicted model, not a curated record
UUGGUUUUGAUCUGGGUAGAAGCGAGGGGCCGGCCGAGCAUGCGCCCCAAGGUCUCGGGUAGCUCGGCCCACCCCGCCGCCACGCCCCCAGCCCCGGCGCCGCUGGGAGCCGCAGUUCCCUGAGCCCGCCUUCUCCCCGGGCCGGCGCCCGCGCGUCAUGCUGUGCGCCACUAGCCGCCUCCUAGCGGCCCGGGAGGCGAGCGCCCUCCCCGCCCACCCCAGAGGCCGGGCCCCGGCGCCGCGCAGCCGGCGCAGGGAACUACAUUUCCCAGGGCACCCCGAGCUGCCCCCUGGUGACUUCUUGGUGGGGCGCUUCACGAAACCCAGCGUGCCUACGGGCCGGAGGGCUAUCCUGAGGAAGGGAAGGAUGCCGCCGGCCGCGGGCGGAGGCCUGGCGGGAUCCGAACUGCGCCCCCGGAGGGGCCGAUGUGGGUCCCAGGCGGCUCGGGCCGCAGGCCGGGACGUGGCCACGGAGGCGGCUACAGCGCGGAGCCCCAAACGGCCUGCUCCUCCAAGCUCGCGGCGCUUCGAGGCGGCCGGCCGGUGGGCCCUGCUGGCCCUGGUGACGCUGACGUCCUUCGCCAGCCGCUUCCACCGUCUGGACCAGCCGCCGCACAUCUGUUGGGAUGAGACUCACUUUGGAAAAAUGGGAAGUUACUAUAUCAACCGCACCUUCUUCUUUGAUGUGCACCCACCUCUGGGAAAGAUGCUGAUUGGUCUGGCUGGCUACCUGAGCGGGUACGAUGGCACCUUUUUGUUCCAGAAGCCUGGGGACAACUAUGAGCAUCACAGCUACAUGGGAAUGAGAGGAUUCUGUGCAUUCCUCGGCUCCAUGCUCAUCCCUUUGGCCUACCUCACUGUGCUGGAGCUGUCCCGGUCUCUCUCAGCAGCGCUGCUCACGGCCGCCCUCCUCACCUUUGACACAGGAUGCCUCACUCUGUCCCAGUACAUCCUCCUUGACCCCAUCUUGAUGUUCUUCAUCAUGGCUGCCAUGCUGAGCAUGGUCAAGUACAACUCCUGUGCCAACAGGCCCUUCUCUGCCCCCUGGUGGUUCUGGCUCAGCCUGACCGGCGUUAAUCUGGCUGGCGCUCUGGGGGUCAAGUUUGUUGGCCUCUUCAUCAUCCUGCAAGUGGGGUGGAACACCCUUUCAGACCUUUGGCACCUGUUCGGAGACCUCAGUCUUUCAAUGGUGACCUUGGGGAAACACCUGACCGCUCGCAUCCUGUGCCUCAUAGUGCUGCCACUGGCUCUCUACAUCGCCACCUACGCUGUCCACUUCAUGGUGCUGAACAAAAGCGGUCCCGGUGAUGGCUUCUUCAGUUCUGCCUUCCAGGCCCGGCUUUCAGGAAACAACCUUCACAAUGCAUCCAUCCCCGAACACCUGGCCUACGGCUCCGUGAUCACUGUGAAGAACCUGCGGAUGGCCAUCGGCUACCUCCACUCGCACAGGCACUUCUACCCCGAGGGCGUCGGUGCCCGCCAGCAGCAGGUCACCACCUAUUUGCACAAGGACUACAACAACCUGUGGAUUAUCAAGAAGCAUAAUUCGAACUCAGAUCCCCUAGACCCUUCACUCCCGGUGGAGUUUGUGAGACAUGGAGACAUCAUUCGACUAGAACACAAAGAGACUUCUCGGAACUUGCACAGUCACUAUCACGAGGCCCCCCUGACCCGGAAGCACUAUCAGGUCACUGGCUAUGGCAUAAAUGGGUCAGGGGACUCGAAUGACUUCUGGCGAAUUGAGGUUAUAAACAGAAAAUUUGGAAACCGAAUCAAAGUGCUGAGAAGUCGAAUUCGCCUCAUCCAUCUGAUCACAGGUUGUGUCCUGGGCUCCUCAGGAAAGGUCCUGCCUAAGUGGGGCUGGGAGCAGAUGGAAGUCACAUGCACACCAUACCUAAAGGAAACCCUCAGCUCCAUCUGGAACGUGGAGGACCAUAUCAAUCCCAAAUUGCCAAACAUCAGCCUGGAAGUGCUGCAGCCCAGUUUCCCUGAGAUAAUGCUGGAGUCCCACAUGGUGAUGAUCCGGGGGAACAAUGGCCUCAAGCCCAAGGACAAUGAGUUCACGUCCAAACCCUGGCACUGGCCUAUCAACUUUCAGGGCCUGCGCUUCUCAGGGGCCAAUGACACCGACUUCCGAGUGUAUCUGCUGGGCAACCCGGUGGUCUGGUGGCUGAACCUGCUGAGCAUCGCCCUCUACGUCCUCUCAGCGAGUGUCUUUGCUGUGGCUGUGCAGAGGGGCGCGCAUCUGCCUGUCGAGAUUGAAGGGCUGUCCCAGGUCCUGCUGCGAGGAGGCGGGCAGCUCCUGUUCGGCUGGAUGAUGCAUUACUUCCCCUUCUUCCUGAUGGGCCGGGUCCUCUACUUCCACCACUACUUCCCCGCCAUGCUCUUCUCCAGCAUGCUCACAGGCCUUCUGUGGGACACCCUCCUGCGGCUCUGUGCCUGGAGCCUGGCCUCCUAUCCGCUGGCCAGAUGCGUGCACAUGCUGGGCAUCCUGAGCCUGCUCCUGGGAACUGCCUACAGCCCCCACCAGCUCUGCCAAGGUCAGAGCUCUUUCGAGCUCUUUGCUCGGUGGUUGCCACGGAGACUGGAAAUUGGUCCCAGGGACAGGCUGUGCUACCCACUGGGUGGUGGGGAGGGAAGCUUCUGGCCAUGCUCAGAUGUUCAGACCGACCAUCAUUAAUGUUAAUAGAGGAAACGCAGUCACAUCCAAAGCAAGGCAGGUUUGUUAAUUAGAUCUGGGGCCCCCGUGACCUCCCUUUCCCAGGGCUGCAGCCCUUUUGACUUCCUCUAGCAGGAAGCACUGCUGCCGGGUGCUGAGUCUGGGCUGCUUGCUUAAUUGCGUUUCUGGAAGGGAGGGAGAGCAGGGAUGGAGAACCUCUGCUCUCCCAUGCCCCCCAGCCCCGUUCUUCUCUCGCCCAGACCAAGUUGCUUUCUUCUGAGCUGGGGGUGUGGGGCAGCCCUCUGGGUGGGCUCUCCUGGAGGUGGAAUGUGGGAGACCCUGGGCUUGACUGUUUCAAAAAACAGUGGCCCCACGCUGACAACUGGGAGGUGGUGGCUGUUUCUCCCAGUGCCUUACUGCCUAAUAGGAACUCGUUGGAAGGGAGAUGCCCUGAAGGAGCCAGAGGGGCAGCCACUCUGGUGAGGGCAAGGAGGGCAAACGCUCAGGCGGCCUCCUGCCCGGCCGCCCUCCUAAUCUGGCCACCCCGGGGACACGGGCUUCCUUGGUCUCUUCCACUGCUCUCCGGAGAUGGGAGAAGAGCUGUCUGCCCACCCCACCCCCUCCUUUGCCCAGGCUGGCGCAUGCUUGGCCAACACAACUCCAAGGACCCAAGUUGUGUUGUUGGAAGAUGCUGGGGAGAGGGGCUGUCGGAGCCAUACUCUGCACAUGGGCUCCGGCCCCCAGAAGAAUGUGACACAUCCCGCAGACGUGCUGGUGGAGGAAGGAGACAUUUUCAGCUCAACCUCCAGCCAACUUCUUAAACCACAUUUUAUAUUAAAAAAAAAAAACAAUUUUUCCACGGAUAAUCAGAGGCCAUUUACUUUUGUAAUAAAUAGCUCUUAUUUUGAAUGCCA